GCCUUUUCCAUGAUGAGCCUAAAGGCAACAUGACGUUUGAACGUAUUACGUCACUCCGCCGGCCAGUUCUUCUUCUGCGUGCGUGCACUGCUUCAGCCCAGACUCACAGACAUCAUGGCGUCCUUAUCAAUGGCCCCUGUGAACAUCUUCAAACAUGGAGCUGAUGAAGAAAAAGCAGAGACUGCACGCCUGUCCUCUUUUAUUGGGGCCAUUGCUAUCGGAGAUCUGGUGAAGAGCACUCUGGGACCGAAAGGAAUGGAUAAGAUCUUACUGGGCGGAGGGAAAGGCGCUGCAGUGACCGUUACCAAUGACGGGGCGACCAUCCUGAAGGCCAUCGGAGUUGACAACCCUGCUGCCAAAGUCCUGGUUGACAUGUCAAAGGUUCAGGACGAUGAAGUUGGAGAUGGGACGACCUCUGUUACCGUGUUGGCUGCAGAGCUGCUAAGGGAAGCAGAGCUUCUUAUCGCCAAGAAGAUUCACCCACAGACCAUAAUCUCUGGCUGGAGGAAGGCCACUCAGACUGCCAGAGAAGCUCUGAGAGAGGCUGCAGUGGACCACAGCAAUGACCCAGCUCGUUUCCAGGAGGACCUGCUCAACAUUUCCAGGACCACGCUGUCCUCCAAACUGCUGACUCACCACAAAGACCACUUCGCCCAGCUGGCCGUUAAGGCUGUCAUGAGGCUGAAAGGCUCUGGGAACCUGGAAGCCAUUCAUGUCAUUAAGAAGCUGGGAGGAAGUCUGACUGACUCCUACCUGGAUGAAGGUUUCCUCUUGGACAAGAAGAUCGGUGUGAACCAGCCCAAGAGGCUCGAGAACGUGAACAUCCUCAUUGCCAACACCGGCAUGGACACAGAUAAGAUCAAGAUCUUUGGCUCCAGGGUUCGCGUUGACUCGACAGCGAAGGUUGCAGAGAUCGAACUCGCAGAGAAAGAGAAGAUGAAGGAGAAAGUGGAUCGGAUUCUAAAGCACGGGAUCAACUGCUUCAUCAACAGGCAGCUGAUCUAUAACUACCCAGAGCAGUUGUUUGCUCAGGCCGGGGUCAUGGCCAUCGAACACGCCGACUUCGCUGGAGUCGAGCGUCUCGCUCUUGUCACUGGCGGAGAGAUCACCUCCACCUUCGACCACCCGGAGCUGGUGAAGCUUGGUCACUGCAAACUGAUUGAAGAGGUCAUGAUCGGAGAGGACUUGCUGAUCCACUUCUCAGGAGUCAAGAUGGGUGAGGCCUGCACCAUUGUGCUGCGGGGAGCGACUCAGCAGAUCCUGGAUGAGGCGGAGCGUUCACUGCACGACGCUCUGUGUGUGUUGGCUCAGACCGUGAAGGAGCCGCGCACGGUCUACGGAGGAGGCUGCUCUGAGAUGCUGAUGGCCAAGGUGGUGACUGAUCUGGCCAGCAGGACGCCAGGGAAGGAGGCGGUCGCCAUGGAGUCGUUCGCCAAGGCUCUGAGGAUGCUGCCGACCAUCAUUGCUGACAACGCUGGCUACGACAGCGCCGACCUGGUGGCUCAACUGAGAGCUGCCCACCAGGAGAACAAGACCACAUUUGGACUGAACAUGUAUGAGGGCACGGUGGGCAACAUGGCAGAGCUGGGCAUCACAGAGUCCUUCCAGGUCAAACGGCAGGUGCUGCUCAGUGCGUCUGAGGCCGCAGAGAUGAUCCUGAGAGUCGACAACAUCAUCAAAGCCGCUCCCAGGAAGCGAGUUCCUGACCAUCAUCCCUGCUAGAGACAGACGAGGAUGAAGACGAGCUGAGGAGGGAUCCAUUUGGUUAUUUAUCACCUUUGUGUCAUCCAGGUUAAAGGAAUACGCCGCUGUUAUUUUUUUGUUUGACUCACUGUGGACGCACUGCACAGGCAGGAUGCUAAAGCUAGCUUAUUAGCUUCAGCGGCUCUGCCAACGGUAGCAGCGUCUGACGCUACUCUUGGCACUGCUGAGUUACGCUAGCAUUAGCGCCAGUUGGCGGCGAUUUCACUUAGAAGUUUGGACCUUGUUUGUUUUGUUUACUGAAAUAAAUGAACCAGUCGUCGUCAG
Messenger RNA from Betta splendens (Siamese fighting fish), 2028 nucleotides. RefSeq names its product chaperonin containing TCP1, subunit 2 (beta) (gene cct2). The transcript has 16 exons. Gene Ontology annotation, cellular component: cytosol; chaperonin-containing T-complex. The coding region runs from base 115 to 1722 and encodes 535 amino acids. The record is from RefSeq and is a predicted model, not a curated record. Gene Ontology annotation, biological process: protein folding. NCBI's taxonomy places the organism in Eukaryota, Metazoa, Chordata, Actinopteri, Anabantiformes, Osphronemidae. Gene Ontology annotation, molecular function: ATP hydrolysis activity; ATP-dependent protein folding chaperone; ATP binding.